AUUUUUACCCAAGAGCAGAAGGAAAGCGCUACGGAGCUAGCCUUCAAAUACGCGGUUUACAGGAUCAACAAGGAUAAAAAUCUCCUGCCCAACACCACGUUGAUGUACGACAUCCAGUACGUCCCGAGAGACGACAGUUUCAGGACAACAAAGAAAGCGUGUAGCCAGGUGGAGGUCGGUCUGCAGGGGAUGUUCGGCCCUUGGGAGCCAUCGUUGGGCGCACACGUCCAGAGUCUCUGCGAGGCGCUCGACCUACCCCACAUGGAAGCGAGGCUCGAUCUCGAUCACGGCCACAAAGAGUUCUCGAUCAAUCUCCAUCCAUCGCAGGUCCAUCUGAACGCAGCUGUCAAAGACCUCAUCACCUUCCUCAACUGGACCAGGGUGGCCAUCGUCUACGAGGAAGAUUACGCCAAAACCAUCAGCGCCAAAGGAUUAUUCAAGCUUCAAGAGCUGGUGAAAGCUCCUCCUGGUUCGAGGACGGAAAUGUACAUAAGGCAGGCUCAUCCUGGCAAUUACAGGCACGUCCUGAGAGAAAUAAGGCAGAAGGAGAUUUUCAAACUGAUCGUCGACACCAACCCGUCCAACAUGAACCACUUUUUUAGAGCGAUAUUACAACUUCAGAUGAACGACUACAGAUACCAUUAUAUGUUUACGACCUUCGACAUUGAGACGUUCGAUCUGGAAGAUUUCAAAUACAAUUCUGUCAACAUGACGGCGUUCCGCCUGGUCGACGUUGAAAACCCGAAAGUCUCCGAUCUCCUUUUGCAGAUGGAGAGGUUUCAACCAAUAGGGCACGCCAUACUCAACAAAACCGGCAUUAUCAAGGCGGAACCGGCGUUGGUGUUCGACUCGGUCCACGUCUUCGCAGCCGGCCUCGCAUCUCUGGAAUCUUCUCACCUCCUGAGACCGGUCAACCUUUCCUGCGAUUUAGAGAUACCUUGGCCGGACGGCACGAGCCUCUACAAUUACAUCAAUGCUGUGACAGUGAACGGGCUGACUGGCCGUAUCGAGUUCAACGAGGGCAGGAGAACUAAUUUUAAGCUUGACUUGCUCAAGCUUAAAAGGGAGCAGCUGAGAAAGGUCGGCGAAUGGAGUCCGACGAGUGGGAUCAACAUAACGGACAACACUGCAUUUUACGAGACGACAACACCCAACAUCACGCUGAUCGUCAUGACUAGGGAGGAAAGGCCGUACGUCAUGGUCAGGGAGGGAAACUCAACCGGAAACGCCCGCUUUGAAGGUUUCUGCAUAGAUCUGCUGAAGUCUAUAGCUAGCCGAGUCGGUUUUCAGUACGCUAUCAGACUGGUCCCAGACCACAUGUACGGCGUUUAUGACCCAGUGACGAAACAAUGGAACGGCAUCGUGCGAGAACUCAUCGAAAAGAGGGCGGAUCUUGCCGUCGCCUCCAUGACUAUUAAUUAUGCAAGGGAAAGUGUAAUCGAUUUCACGAAGCCUUUCAUGAACCUCGGUAUAGGGAUCCUUUUCAAGACGAGUGAGCGUAUGCCGAACCGCAUGUUUUCCUUCCUCAACCCGCUCGCCGUCGAGAUUUGGAUUUGGAUGGGGGCAGCCUACAUCCUCGUCUCCCUAACGAUUUGGCUCGUGGCGAGGUUCUCGCCGAGGGAGUGGACAAAGCCGGCUUGUCCCUGCUCCAGAGAGCUUCAAGAUGAACAGGAGUCACACCACAUUCUCAUUUCCUUCGACAGCGUACUGCAAAACGACUUUACUCUCGGAAACGCAUUUUGGUUCACUAUAGGUUCUCUGAUGCAGCAGGGUUCUGACCUAAACCCGAAGGCCACGUCGACGAGGAUCGUCGGUGGGAUUUGGUGGUUUUUCACCCUGAUUAUCAUAAGCUCUUACACUGCCAACCUCGCUGCCUUUCUGACUGUCGAACGGAUGAUCACCCCGAUCGAGAGCGCGGCGGAUCUCUCGGAACAGACCGACAUCGCCUACGGAACAUUGGAAGGCGGUUCUACAAUGACCUUCUUUCGUGAUUCGAAAAUUGGUAUAUACCAAAAGAUGUGGAGGUACAUGGAGAGCAAGAAGCCUUCGGUGUUCGUCCCUUCGUACGAAGAUGGCAUCAAGAAGGUCCUGGAAGGGAACUACGCCUUCCUCAUGGAGUCGACGAUGCUCGACUACGCGGUCCAAAGGGACUGCAACCUCACGCAGAUCGGAGGACUGCUCGAUUCGAAAGGAUACGGGAUAGCAACCCCUAAAGGUUCUCCGUGGAGGGAUAAGAUAUCCCUUGCGAUCCUGGAACUUCAGGAAAAAGGGGUGAUACAGAUGCUGUACGACAAGUGGUGGAAGAACACAGGCGACGUCUGCAACCGUGACGACAAGAACAAAGAGUCAAAAGCGAACGCCCUUGGAGUUGAAAACAUCGGCGGAGUUUUCGUCGUGCUUCUUUGCGGCCUCGCGCUCGCCAUUGUUGUCGCAAUACUCGAGUUUUGUUGGAAUUCGAAAAAGAAUGCUCAAACCGAUCGGCAAUCUUUGUGCUCUGAAAUGGCCGAAGAACUGCGAUUCGCAAUCAGGUGCCACGGUUCCAGGCAGAGGCCUGCUCUCAAGAGAAACUGCACCAGGUGCUCUCCAGGGACGACGUACGUUCCAUCAGCCCUGGAAAUCCAACACAUAAACGGGGAAACUGGUAUCCUCCCCAUGAUCGAGAUGAAAAAGUCGUCACUCGGCUACGAUCCGGACACCUAGUGAAAGCUACAGGACUCGACGUCCCUCAAAGUCGUCGAGUCCACCAAGCUUUACUGGCCGCAGGAGCACCACGUGCCUGAAUCCUGUUACCAAGAGACGUACACGUAACACCAGCCCAACCUCGAGGUCCCCGCCAACUGGUUCUUCCUCUAACGAGUGGGAAUUGAUUGAACUGUAAAUAGAUACCGGUGUAUAAAAUUUUGAAUUGAAGUUAGCUGAAAUGGGAAUUUUGUUUACAAAACUUGAAACAUUUUUAUUAAACAAAAGGAGACUAGGAAAUUUGUGAUCAUUUUGUAAAUAAAUAAAUGAAUUUUCUUUGUAAAACAACUAGAAAAAGGCUCAAUUCAGGGAUACAGUUUUUAUUUGUAACACAACCAACGGUCCAAGACUUAUAAAGGAUCAACUAGAAGAUAAACAACCGCAAUUUAAUUUUUUUUAUUUAAAUCCUUUAAAAAGGUUUUUUUUAUGCUGCAAGUAGAUUUUUUACACAUGUACAGUUAUAAAAAACCGCCCAUUUCUUUUUGUAGAAAUUUCAAAUAAGUGCCUAUGCAAAAGUAAAAUGUUACUAUAAAAUUCAUCUAUGUUGUAAAUUUAGCAGUUGGAACGAUAUGAAAAGCCUUUUCUCUCGACUUCGAGGUGAUGGAAGAAAUUUUGAUUUGUUUUAUUCAAAACAACUGAAAAGUGUACAGUUUCUAUUGUUGUUCCUUGUUAUUUAUUAAAUGUGGUUUAAAAUAGGUGUAAUUUCCAAUUGUUUUUUUAACUCUAUAAUAGUUAAUUCAGCAGAUUCAUAAUUUGGAAUAUAAUUUAAGUGAAAAUGUCUAGCUGGUGAAAGGAGAGAAAACGCCGAAAAUGUAUGAAAACAAACAUGCAUUAGUGAUAUACAUAUACAAAAAGAAAUUCAUGUAAAAUUUUCCAAAACUUUUACUCUUUAU
This is a messenger RNA of Cimex lectularius (bed bug), 3632 nucleotides long. Its product is annotated as glutamate receptor ionotropic, kainate 2. The transcript is spliced from 17 exons. Gene Ontology annotation, molecular function: glutamate-gated receptor activity. Lineage: Eukaryota; Metazoa; Arthropoda; Insecta; Hemiptera; Cimicidae. Gene Ontology annotation, cellular component: postsynaptic membrane; plasma membrane. The record is from RefSeq and is a predicted model, not a curated record. Bases 103 to 2700 code for a protein of 865 amino acids. Gene Ontology annotation, biological process: monoatomic ion transport.